This is a messenger RNA of Talaromyces stipitatus ATCC 10500, 666 nucleotides long. RefSeq lists its product as uncharacterized. Bases 1 to 666 code for a protein of 221 amino acids. Lineage: Eukaryota; Fungi; Ascomycota; Eurotiomycetes; Eurotiales; Trichocomaceae. The record is from RefSeq and is a predicted model, not a curated record. The transcript is spliced from 4 exons. Gene Ontology annotation, biological process: mycotoxin biosynthetic process.
AUGUCGUCAAAGACCGAGUACCAACCUAUCGAUAGGCCAUCUAACGACAUAGAGGAGGAUACAGAUCUUCUUCGAAACUAUGUCAAUGUCCAUGGAAAUAACCGACUGGAAAAGCUCAUUUGGUUAGGCUUCAUUCUUACCAUUGUGGUCACCAAUGCUUUCUGGUUUAGUCUCUAUAACCAGCAGAAACUACAAUACAAAGAAGAGCAACCUAUUAACGGACGUCUCCUACGUAUCCCAUACAGAUUCACUACCCCAUACGUUGACGCCAAUCUCAAAGAACAAAACAAACUUUGGGCAGAUCUGUUCCCUCCUGGUUUGGGGGCCAUCAAAGUAGAACAUGAAUGGGCUGCCAAACAUCAUCUGCCCACAGCUCAAGGAAACGCUUCGGAUGGAAAGGCUAUCUAUACAGUUGCCGCAUUUCAUCAACUUCAUUGUCUGACUGUUAUCCGAACCAGCCUCUACCAAUUCAACAGCGGACGCAAGCAGCUUGAUCCCUGGGAUCAUAUCACUCAUUGCCUUGAUACCCUUCGACAAGAGAUACAGUGCUCUGCUGACCCAACGAUUGGUGGUAUAAGUAGAGUUCAUGAGUGCCGGGACUUCGAAGCUCUCAAGGAAUGGACAACGAAGCGUUCCUAUACAGAUUUCUUGGAGGAAAUUUUGUGA